Chondrus crispus (carragheen) is the source of this 1320-nucleotide messenger RNA. RefSeq names its product cell division control protein 6, CDC6. Gene Ontology annotation, cellular component: nucleus. The coding region runs from base 1 to 1320 and encodes 439 amino acids. Gene Ontology annotation, molecular function: DNA replication origin binding; ATP hydrolysis activity. The transcript has a single exon. The record is from RefSeq and is a predicted model, not a curated record. Lineage: Eukaryota; Rhodophyta; Florideophyceae; Gigartinales; Gigartinaceae. Gene Ontology annotation, biological process: mitotic DNA replication checkpoint signaling.
AUGCCGACCCACACGCGCUCCGCAGUCAGGAACCGCCUCGCACCCCUCCCCCCCGUCUUCGGCCGCGUCGCAAAGCCCCGCACCCGCCGCAACGCGCGCAAGAAGCCGCUGCCCGUCUCCCCGCUCCCCGACGUUCCCGCGUCCCCCGUCUCCACGCAGGACACGCUCCGGCCGCCCUCGUCACCCCCCACCAAGCCGGCCCCACUCCCCCCUUCCCUCUCGCUCGCCUUCACUCCGCAAGGCGCGCCGCUCUCGCGCGAGUCGCACUACGCCCGCAUCCGCACCUCACUCCUGCGCGCCCUCACGCCUGCGCACCGCGCCCUCUCGCUCUACGUCAGCGGCACCCCCGGCACCGGCAAGACCCUGACGGUUUCCUCCGCGCUGUCCUCGCUCUCGCUGCCGCCGUCGCGCUCCGUCUGGCUCAACUGCGCGCACCUCGGCGCCCCGCGCAACCUCUUCUCCGCCCUGUGCUCCGCGCUCGGCCUGUCCGGCGACCCGGAGCAAGCCGUGCGUGCCUUCGCCUCGUCCGCAGGCGAGCGCGUCGUGCUCGUGCUCGACGAGGUCGACUUCCUGGUGUCGCGGGACCAGCUCGUGUUGUACGCCGCCUUCGAAUGGCCGCACCUGCCGAGCUCCAGGCUCAGCGUCAUCGGCAUCGCGAACGCCGUCGACCUGCCCGUCCGCCUCCUGCCCUGGCUCAGGGCCAACGCAUGCAUGCCCGAGCUGCUCCCGUUCGCCCCGUACACGUCGGACGCGCUGCAGGAGAUUGUCAGACAGCGAGUCGCCCCCGAUGGCGCGCUGUCGAAGGUCGCCGUCCAGCUCGCCGCGAAAAAGGUCGCCGCGGGCUCCGGCGACGCAAGGUUGGUGCUCGAUGUGUGCCGCGAGGCCGAGUCGCAGGUUGCGCGCGCGGACGGUGGAAGCGCUAUCGCUGUUGUGUCACGUAUACUACAGGCGCGUGGAGGCUUGAGCCAGGCUGUAGACACUAUUAGUCAGCUGCCCGUGCAGCAGCAGCUCGCGCUGUGCGUGGCGGCGAAUGCGGUGACCAUGGGGGGGAAGAGUGCGAAGAAGGCGACGCUGGGCGGGUUGUACGAGAGCUUCGCUAGGAUGUGCAGCAGGGCUAAGGUGGGAGGAGUCACGUUUGACGAAUUUGCGCAGAUUUGUUGUAAUGCGCUUGCUAGUCAUGGGUUGCUGGAUGUCGCACAAGGGAGGGGGAAGAAGGUAAGGACUAUUCGGUCCAAGUUAGUAAGGUUGAAAGUGGAUGUCGAUGAUGUUAGGGCCGGCGUCGCAGGUAGGGGGUUUCUGCCUCUGUUGAUUGCGCGGUAG